AUUUCAUGCUCACCUUCCUCUUCGGCAUAUAGAGGCUACCACUAGAGUACUCCGUCACUACGUAAAUACUACACUCUAGGCCAGUAUAUAUACAACCUUCACACCUCUCUGGGGCUUAUGUUCGGUCCUUGAUAUGCCGUUUGUUGGUCGCUUCGAAGAAGUUGGAAAUAUACUAGAGAAAUGUAACAGGAAAGCAGGGAGCGAUAUGGGAAGGCAUGAACACGUUCAGAGGAAAAUAAACCUGUUACUGUCUCUGUCUAGUUCUUCAAUCCUUUUGAUAUUGUUCGUUAAAAUCUCCUCUUAUUAAGUAGCGGAUUGAAGAUAUCAGUAGCCCCGGACCAAAGCGGCAAAGAGUGUACUACCUUACAGUCCACCUUGCGUGUUGACAUCGGCGCCCUUGCCGAGCAGCAGCUCGACGAUAUCCUUAUCGCCCCCGAACGAAGCGGCCUACAGCGAGUUACCGUAGUCUCCACCUUGUGCGUUCACGUCGGCGUCUUUGCUGAGCAGCACCUCGACGAUAUUCUUGUGGCCCUCGUCCGAAGCUGUGAGGACACACAAAGAGGAGCGUAGUGUGAUAGGUCACGAGUGGUCAACGAGUAUCACUGGACUCGGCUGAUAAUCAAUUGAGGUUUAUGUAUACCCAUUUUCACUAGACUGAUCCUUGAAGAAGGAAGAAUGAGAGCGUUGAGAGGAUACUA
Messenger RNA from Eremomyces bilateralis CBS 781.70, 698 nucleotides. RefSeq lists its product as uncharacterized. The transcript has a single exon. The coding region runs from base 134 to 307 and encodes 57 amino acids. NCBI's taxonomy places the organism in Eukaryota, Fungi, Ascomycota, Dothideomycetes, Eremomycetales, Eremomycetaceae. The record is from RefSeq and is a predicted model, not a curated record.